AUGAUAUCAAAACAUUUGACAAUAUUUUUAAUCCUUCCAGAUUCUAAACUUAAAAAAUCUACCAAGAACAAAUCCAAUCAAGUUAAAUCAACUAAGAAAACAAGGUCUAAGAAGAUAAUUAAAGUAUAUGACCCGAAGCCUAAGAUUAAAAAGGGAUUGAAAUCCUAUGCAUUUGUGAACUUGCGUAGGAUUCCUGUUCCACCUAACCGAAUGACUCCUUUACAGAAUAACUGGGAAAAUAUAGUGAGAACUGUUGUGGAACGACUAGAGUUACAAAUACGUAUGUGUACAAAGACUAAGUGCGUUGAGGUCAGACCUUCCCGUGAGGGUAUGGACUUGUCUCUUCUUCAGAAGGCUCAGGAUUAUAUAAGAGCAUUCAUGUUGGGAUUUGAACUAAAGGAUGCUGAAGCAAUACUAAGGCUGGAGGAUAUAUUCAUAGAAAGCUUUGAGAUAAAUGAUGUUAAAAGGCUCCACGGAGAUCACCUGUCCAGGUGUAUUGGAAGGAUUUCAGGGAAGGAUGGAAGAACUAAACAUGCAAUUGAGAAUAUGACGAAGACUAGAGUUAUACUAGCCAAUAAUAAGAUACACAUAAUGGGAAGUUUCAAUAGCAUUAAACUUGCUAGGCACUCAAUUUGUAGCCUAAUACUGGGAAGUCAACCAGGGAAAGUAUACAACAAUUUAUGUAAUUCAGCAAAAAGACUAAGAGAAAGGAUUUAG
Theileria annulata is the source of this 717-nucleotide messenger RNA. RefSeq lists its product as uncharacterized. Gene Ontology annotation, molecular function: RNA binding. The transcript has 2 exons. The coding region runs from base 1 to 717 and encodes 238 amino acids. The record is from RefSeq and is a predicted model, not a curated record. Lineage: Eukaryota; Apicomplexa; Aconoidasida; Piroplasmida; Theileriidae. Gene Ontology annotation, cellular component: nucleolus.